Diceros bicornis minor is the source of this 3667-nucleotide messenger RNA. Its product is annotated as interferon-induced protein with tetratricopeptide repeats 5-like. The coding region runs from base 334 to 1836 and encodes 500 amino acids. The transcript has 3 exons. Lineage: Eukaryota; Metazoa; Chordata; Mammalia; Perissodactyla; Rhinocerotidae. Gene Ontology annotation, cellular component: cytosol. Gene Ontology annotation, biological process: defense response to virus. Gene Ontology annotation, molecular function: protein binding; RNA binding. The record is from RefSeq and is a predicted model, not a curated record.
CCUGAGGAGACAGCUCGCGGGGACUGCGGCCUCCCAGGACGGGCCGCAAGCCCAGCCGCCAUGAGGACCAGGGAAUGGCUGAAAUGUCUUGUGCCUUCCCACAGACUGGAGUGAAGAGUGGACAACCUCUCUCAAAUCACGUGGACUGAGAGUAGGGGGAGAGGACAUUCCACGGAGGAAAACCAAAAGAAGGGAUCCUCAUCAAGUAAAAGCCACAGAUGUCCACAACACUGGACUAUGUAUCCUUCCUGGGUCACUUCCAUGGAACUUUAUUGGAAUGCUGAGUUGUAAUUGACUGUUUACUUGUAAUAUAGGCUCUGUAUAAGCAGGGCUAUGUCUUGUUCACAGUUACAUCCCCAGGGUUAUCAGAAGAUCUUGCACAUAAAAGGCUCUCAUGAAAUUCCUGAGGACUCCUUGAUGGCCAUCCUGUUGGAGUUAGAAUGUCACUUUACAUGGAGUUUACUUAAGGAAGACAUUCUGUUUGAUGUGGAAGACACAAUUGAGCAACAGCUUGAAUUUCUUACCACAGAAUCCAGACUUACUCUUUAUAACCUGUUGGCCUAUGUGAAACACCUAAAAGGCCAAAAUAAAGAUGCCCUAGAGUGCUUGGAACAAGCAGAAGAAAUAAUCCAGCAAGAACACUCAGACAAAGAAGAAGUACGAAGUCUGGUCACUUGGGGAAACUAUGCCUGGGUGUAUUAUCACAUGGACCAGCUUAAAGAAGCUCAGGUGUAUAUAGACAGGGUAGGGAACGUCUGUAAGAAAUUCUCCAGUUUUUCUAAUUACAAGUUGGAGCAUCCUGAGAUUGACUGUGAGAAAGGGUGGGCACACUUGAAAUUUGGAGGAAAGUAUUACCAAAAGGCUAAAGCAGCUUUUGAGAAGGCUCUGGAAGCGGAACCUGACAAUCCAGAAUUUAACAUUGGCUAUGCCAUCACAGUCUAUCGGCUGGAUGAUUUUGACAGAGAAGGGUCUAUAAAGAGCUUUUCUCUGGGCCCUCUGAGGAAGGCUGUUACUCUGAACCCAGAUAACACCUACAUUAAAGUUUUUCUGGCACUGAAGCUUCAAGAUGUACAUGCAGAAGCUGAAGGGGAAAAGUAUAUUGAAGAAAUCCUGGACCAAAUAUCAUCCCAACCUUAUGUCCUUCGUUAUGCAGCCAAAUUCUACAGGAGAAAAAAUUGCUUGGACAAAGCUCUUGAACUUUUGAGAAAGGCCUUGGAGGUGAAACCAACCUCUUCUUUCCUGCAUCACCAAAUGGGACUUUGCUAUAGGGCACAAAUGAUCCAAAUCAAGAAGGCCACUCGCAACAGACCUAAAGGGAAGGAUAAACUGAAAGUUGAUGAGCUGAUUACAUCUGCCAUAUCUCAUUUUGAAACAGCUGUGCAACGAGACUCUAUGUAUGCAUUUGCCUACACGGACCUGGCCAACAUGUAUGCUGAGGGAGGGCAGUAUAACAAAGCUGAAGAGAUUUUCCAGAAAGCCCUUCGUCUGGAGAACAUAACUGAUGAUCACAAACAUCAGAUCCACUACCAGUAUGGCCGCUUUCAGGAAUUUCACUGUAAAUCAGAAAAUACUGCCAUCCACCAUUAUUUAGAAGCCUUAAAGUUCAAAGACAGGUCAUCGCUACGCACCAAACUGACAAGUGCUCUGAAGAAAUUGGCUACCAAGAGACUUGGUCACAAUGCUUCAGAUGUGCAGAGUUUAAGUGCCCUAGGGUUUGUUUACAAGCUGGAGGGAGAAAAGAGGCAAGCUGCUGAGUACUAUAAGAGGGCCCAAAAGAUAGAUCCAGAAAAUGCAGAAUUCCUUACUGCUCUCUGUGAGCUUCAACUUUCCAUUUAAAUACAUACUCUAGGAAAUUAGUUGUAAGCUUUUCUCUCCAUUUUGGGUUCUUAUCUUUUUGUUUAUUGUUUUAAUCCAUUGUUCAUUAUAGGGCCAAUUUUUAUUGAAUGAUUAUUGUGUACAGGCAUCAUACUAAAUACUUUAUAUGCAUUAUGAUGAGUCUUUUGUUGUUUUCUAUUUUUUUUUAUGUGUGUGUGUGAGGAAGAUUAGCCCUGAGCUAACAUCUGUUGCCAAUCCUCCUCUUUUUGCUGAAGAAGAUUGGCCCUGGGCUAACAUCCGUGCCCAUCUUCCUCUACUUUUAUAUGGGACGCCGCCACAGCAUGGCUUGACAAGCAGUACGUGGGUCCAUGCCCAGGAUCCAAACCUGUGAACCCCAGGCUGCCGAAGCGGAGUGCAGGAACUUAACCGCUACGCCAGCAGGCCGGCCCCUUUUAUUCUUUCUUUUAAUUAAAAUACCAUAAUCUAUUGAGAAACAGCAGUGUCCCAGCUGUUGCAACUUUUAAAAAUGGUAUAGCCAUGUGACUUUAUACCCUUUAUCUCUGCUACUUAUAAUAAUUUUCUGAUUAUAUUUUGUCUUCCCAUAUUACUCACUUAUGCAGUGAGUAUAAUCCUACAUAAGCCUUUGACACCUAGUCAAGAAUACUCUUUCAGGAAUACACAAUUAUAUUAGGUAAGCUGUUAAUUAUGCAGUUUGCAAAAGACGGAACUUUCCAGUUACAGAUGUUCUGACUUGGAUGAGGAUAUUUCACCAUCAACCUGGUAGUCACCUAAAGAAUCCUCUUUGUUGAAAGAAAAAAGGUCAUACUAAUAAAAAGUUUGUCAUCUCUGAUGGCUUCGAUAAAGGGAGAAAGAAGUAGAACAGAAGGAAAAAGAUUUCCUCAAAUACAAAACUUUAGGGAUCCAUGAGAAAUCUGAAGUAUUAUCUACCAAAAUGUUCAUUAACUAGCUAGAAAUAGAGAAAAAUGAAUAAUGGAAAAUUGUUAGUCUCAAGUUUCUCUGGUUCUUUCUUCCAAUGGAAUCUACAUGGAAUUAAUUUUAUUCCUUCCAGUUAAAAUUGCAGUAUUUUUGGUUAAAAUCAUUGAGAUAGAAAGGUGAUCAAUUGAGAAACUGGAAGAAAUGAUAAACAGGUAAAGUAGAUGUCCCUAACCUACAUCUCUAGAUUGCCAAGAUUUCAGUGAUUUAGGUUUGGGUCUGAACUGGGUAAAGUUCUCACCCCCAAUUUCUGGCCUUUUGUUAACUGUUUGGGUAUUCCAAAGUUACUUCUGUGAAGCUUUUUCUUUAGUCUGAAAUUUUCAGGUUGAUAUGUUUUCCUGUAGACUCUCCAGGAAUAGUUAAACCUUGCUUUCAAUUUUAAUGUCCACCUUGAAGGGUCACUGCUUAAGGGCUGUUAUCCCACGGGACUUUUUAAAUUGGGAUGUUACUAAAAGUGGCUUCUCUAAGAGACUUUCAUGAUAGACUGCACAAUUAUAUUUACCAUCACAGUAUUAGUGGAGAAGUGUGCCAUGUGAUUUAAUUCUCCAUACCGCCACUGUAGCUCUUAAAACUACCGUGUAUGUGUGUAUUUUUUACUUUUUGUUACUAUUUUUAUUUUUUAUAUUUCUAUUCUGGUUUUAUUAUAAAAGUAAUGAAUUAUAAUUCUAAAAUUUUAAACAAUAUACAGAAGUAUAUAAAUUUAAAGCUGAAAGCACUCCCUUCACCCCACCCCAGUUCCGCACCCACAAAGUAAACUGUUAACAAUUUGAUAUGUAUUGUUCCAGAUAUUCUUUUUCUAUGCAUAUGCAGACAUACAUGUAUACUGCAGUGUAUCUCAUGAAUUAAAUUUUUAAAAAUC